CUAUAUUUCGACUGUAUUAUUCGUUCGACUAGGUAAAAUUUUCGAUUCUUUGCAAAAAAUUAUCCUAAUAAACGUUGUAAAACUGUUCAAAAUAGCUCAAAACCAUAACUAACAUUGUGCUCGGUAUCUGUUUGUAAAAGUGAUAGUAAAAUUGGCAGUUUUCGCGUGUGCUAAAUUAAGGAAAACGGUUGUUUUUCUAGGUAUCUCUGAUCGACAAGAAGACGAUUUUCUACACCAAGGACAGUGGUGUAGUGAGAGAAAAGUGGUCACGCUCGUCACACGAGCCACACAUCGUACGUGGGUGCGUAGAGUUCGCCAGAGCGGGAUAGCAAGCGGUAAUUGUUUUGAUUGAACUUCUUCGAUUGAACCAAAAACUGAAUCAACUUCUUGACUGGAGAGAGGAGAAUGUCACAACCUGUUUUGCUCGUCCAGAGCAUUGAGAAACGAAAACCCAAGCAGGCCAUUGCGUAAACAAUAUUUGACAGUGCAUAAUUGUAACAAAAACACAGCUGCUGCUGCGGAACAAAUAUGGAGGGUGACAUUUGUCGCGUCUGCCGCUGCGAAGCGCAGUCGGAUCGACCACUGUUCCAUCCCUGCAUAUGCACUGGAAGCAUCAAAUGGAUCCAUCAGGAUUGUUUAAUGCAGUGGAUGCGAUAUUCGCGCAAAGAAUACUGCGAACUGUGCGGUCAUCGAUUUUCAUUCACGCCAAUCUAUUCCCCGGAUAUGCCACGGGUGCUACCCCUGAAGUAUGUCGCCGGGGGACUGUUAAGUUCGGUCGGAACCGCAGUGAAGUAUUGGAUUCACUACAGUAUGGUGGCUGUCGCGUGGCUUGGAAUAGUUCCGCUCACAGCGUAUCGAACUUAUCGCUUCCUGUUUUCCGGUUCGAUCGAAAUGUUACUGACCUUGCCUGGCGAUAUAUUUUCGACCGAGAAUAUCGCAAUCGAUGUCUUUCGAGGAUGUUUUGUGGCAACCUGUACGCUGUUCACCUUCGUUGGCUUGGUGUGGCUGAGGGAACAGAUCAUACAUGGUGGAGGGCCAGAUUGGCUGGAGCGAGACGACCCACCCGCAGUUCAAGCGGAAGCAAACGCAAACGAAGAACAACCUAAUCCGGUCGAGAAUGGACAGGAGGAUAAUAAUAACAACAACAACAAUGAUGAUAAUAAUAACGAAGAGGAACACAACAACAACAAUAAUAACAAUUUUUUGGACAACAACUUGAUCGAGUUUCUGAAUCGGGGAUUACCACAGGAUGAGGCCGUAGCUGGUGAACCUGUUGAGCCCCUUCCUCCACCGCCACCUCCACCAGUAGCGAUUCCAGUUCAAGCUCCUAUUGCUCCUGCGCCAGCUGCACGACACCCGGAAAUUCCGGCAGAUAAUAUUCCCAUCGAUCCAGCAGAACCACCACCACCACAGGGCGAUGGUGAAGGUGAACCGGAAGCAGUAAACGAACCUGCCGAAGCAGCAGCCGAUGAAGCCAACUGGAAUCCGAUGGAAUGGGAACGAGCGGCAGAAGAGCUAACAUGGGAAAGAUUACUGGGUCUGGAUGGGUCAAUGGUUUUCUUGGAGCACGUAUUCUGGGUUGUUUCAUUGAACACAUUGUUCAUCUUUGUCUUCGCUUUCUGUCCGUACUCGAUUGGAAACUUUCUGAUUUCUUUCUUGGGAAUUAUAACCCCCGGCAAACCGCUUCUGCACUUUCACGGACUGCUAACCACUUUGUUAGGAUAUUGUGUCAUUGGAAUAACACUGGUUAAGCUGCACGCCAUCGCUAGGUUUUUGCAUUGGCGUCGUCAACGAAGAAUCCUAGGGUUAUGCUAUAUUGUGGUGAAAGUGUCGCUUUUGUCGGUUGUGGAAAUCGGAGUGCUUCCACUGGUGUGCGGAUGGUGGCUAGACAUUUGUUCGCUUCCCAUGUUCGACGCCACGCUCAAGGAUCGGAAGGCCAGCUUCAAAGCAGCCCCAGGAACAUCGCUUUUCAUUCACUGGAUGUUCGGAAUGGUGUACGUGUACUAUUUCGCAUCAUUUAUCGUGUUACUGCGAGAGGUACUGCGACCUGGAGUGCUGUGGUUUUUACGUAACCUGAAUGAUCCCGAUUUCAGUCCCAUACAGGAAAUGAUUCAUCUUUCAAUUCUUCGCCAUGCGAGGCGACUUAUUGCUUCGGCCAUCAUCUUCGGUUCGGCCGUUCUGUUGAUGCUGUGGGCACCAAUUCAGAUUCUCAAAUCGAUCUGGCCAAUGUUCCUACCGUAUACACUGUCGGGCGAUUCGGAGGUCAACGAGUUGAGCCUGCAACUGCUGUUGCUUCAGAUAAUCCUACCCGGCUUUUUCGAGCAGUCACACACUCGUAUUUGGCUCAAGGGAUUGGUACGGAUCUGGUGCAAUGUGGUAGCCCGCAUUUUAGGAAUAAAAAGUUACCUCCUCGGAACAGAACCUCGCCCUAAUGAGGAUGAAAUUCCGCCAAGACAGCCAGCCGAACUGGGAGUAGGUUUGGCUGCUGCUCAUCAGGCGAUUAUGCAGCGGGAUGUUCCCGUUGGCUUUCAACCGUACGAUCGGCCAGCGUUCUUUGUCAUUCGUUUAGUUGGAUUGCUGGUGUUGAUGUGUAUAAGUCUGGUAAUCGGAUCGUUGAUUACCCUCACCGUUCCAGUUUGGAUCGGACGUCAUGGAAUGGCCCUGUGGUCAAUGGGUUCACAAAUUACACCACCACCAAAUGCUAUUGCAACUGGGACGGAAACGCCCCCGAGACCUCACGAGUUAUACACGGCUGCGAUGGGAACGUACCUUUGUUGGAUCAUAUCACGUGGAAUUGCCGUUGCUGUGAACCUUUUCCCUCAAGGGCGAAAUGUCGUGAUGGAACGAGUGAAACACUGGAUUUCUGUUGCCACGUCUUACGCUUUGGCUGCAAUGAUUUUCGUACUUAUGCUGGGAGUUAUACCGCUGAUGUUUGGACUUCUGCUGGAACUAGUUGUGGUUGUGCCAUUGCGAGUUCCAUUGGAACAGACUCCGGUUCUGUUUCUGUGGCAAGAUUGGGCUCUGGGAGUGCUAUACACCAAAAUCGCUUGUGCACUCACCUUGAUGGGUCCGGAUUGGGCACUCAAACGAGCCAUCGAGCAAGUCUAUCGCGAUGGUUUUCAUGAUAUUAACCUCAGGUUCAUCAUUCGAGAGUUGGGUGCUCCAGUCAUCACCUGUUUUGGUCUCGCUUUAGCCGUUCCUUACGUAAUCGCACAUUCGAUUCUACCGCUUUUCUUCACCAAUCAAGUAACGAGGAUACUGAUUGCCCGCCAGAUUUACCCUUUCUUCUUGCUGGUUGCGUUCAUCGUUGUGAUCGUAAUCUUGCAAAUCCGUCAGUUUAAGAAACUGUAUGUGGCAAUCAAAAAUGACAAAUAUUUGGUGGGCCAACGGUUGGUCAACUAUGACCAUCAGCGCAAAAAACGUUCGGAAGCUGCGGCAGCAGCAGCAGCAGCAGCAGCGGCUGCAGCCGCAACUCCCGUCGUAGCGGCAGCAGCAGACGUUGAACCUCUACCAGGUAAUGCGCAGGAUUACCAAGCGAAUCAAACGAACGAUGAAACGCUGCAUCCGGAUCCGGCAGCGGCUGCAGCUGCUACCCAAGCAGUACAGUAGAAUAUUGAACGAACGGGGAAACGGAAUAGAUAUCCUACCAGAAUGGAAAAUGGUCAGAAUAGUAGGAUACUGCGUUGGGCGAGUGAAAGAUAUCAACGAGUUUUACAAGAGAAAUCAAUGUAGUGGACGAAAAGAACAAUUGGCUGAAAUAAAGGUACUUUUUUGUUGUAGUUGUUUAUUUUUACAUAUUUGGGAUUCAUGUAUCAUAGUAAGAAUACAAGGAACAUUAAGGAAAAAAUCAAAAAUAUUGUUGUUAUACUAGUGAAAUUAGUGAGUUAAAUCAUUAAAUGAAUUAUUACAAAAACAAAAGCAAAAAAAAGAAGAUCAUAGCUUAAGAUAUUUAUAAUGAACAAAAAGAGAUAAAAUAAAUCAGUUGUACUAUAGUGUAGCCGAAAAACUAACUGGGUGAAACAUGUUAUCAACAUUAUUUUAAUCCAAGUCGAAGAUAUUAGCGUACGUUUCAUUCAUGCAAUUAAUUCUAAUCAAACGGAUCUUUUAUCUCACUACUACAAUGUGUGAAAGAGUAGGUAGUCGUAACAUGUACAGACUUUUCAUUCGAGGCGCCCAAUUGUAAAUUACCUUUACUAGUAAUCUUUUCGAGCAAAAUAAUAAAUGGAUUAUUACACUUUAAUUACACAUUCAUGCAGCCCAAGCAAGCAAACUAAUAAAGAACUGAUCGUAAAACAGCAAA
This is a messenger RNA of Malaya genurostris, 4300 nucleotides long. Its product is annotated as E3 ubiquitin-protein ligase MARCHF6. The record is from RefSeq and is a predicted model, not a curated record. The coding region runs from base 529 to 3609 and encodes 1026 amino acids. Gene Ontology annotation, cellular component: endoplasmic reticulum membrane. NCBI's taxonomy places the organism in Eukaryota, Metazoa, Arthropoda, Insecta, Diptera, Culicidae. Gene Ontology annotation, molecular function: zinc ion binding. The transcript is spliced from 5 exons.